Messenger RNA from Papilio machaon (common yellow swallowtail), 3607 nucleotides. It is a transcript of the gene Usp16-45, whose product is annotated as ubiquitin carboxyl-terminal hydrolase 45. The record is from RefSeq and is a predicted model, not a curated record. Bases 129 to 3137 code for a protein of 1002 amino acids. Gene Ontology annotation, molecular function: zinc ion binding; cysteine-type deubiquitinase activity. Gene Ontology annotation, biological process: protein deubiquitination. The transcript is spliced from 7 exons. NCBI's taxonomy places the organism in Eukaryota, Metazoa, Arthropoda, Insecta, Lepidoptera, Papilionidae.
UGUCAAGAUGUCUGACGGCCGUGGUUUACUUUUGUGACAAAAAUCUUAGCAAUUUCUGGAUCUACAACGACUAUAAUAAGGUUUUUACCAUCGUAUGUAAAAGCACAUUGACCCGAAUUAACACAACGAUGGUGAAGAAAAAGAGACAAAGCGAUCCCGGAGAAAACGGCGAUGAUUCCACGGAGUCUUGCGACGAGAGUGUGAAGUCCGCAUGCCCUCACGUCGCCAAGGCGGUGGACUUAACACGUCUUAAAAAGUCCUUAAAAACAGGAGGCUUUGAAAAGGAAUGUUCCGAGUGUAAGAAGAGUAACACAAUAGAAGUACUGGAUCCAAAUUUUGAAGAAGAUGUAACACUUUGGAUGUGCCUACGGUGCGGGUCGCAGUUGUGCGGGCGCACUCGCAACAAGCACGCCCUCAACCAUUUCAACACGCCGCACUCCGACUGCCACUCCCUCACUGCCAAUACAACAACUUGGGAGAUCUACUGCUAUAGUUGUAAUAAUGAAGUGACAGCUUCUAGUUCCAAGAAGCUUCAUGAGUGUAUUGAAUAUGUUAAAAAACAAGCCUCCUGUAACAAGCUGCUGCCUUCCUUUGAACCUCUCUUUGACAGUCAACCUAAAAACUUUGAUGUCCCAUUGCCUGUUGAAUCAAUAAUAAAAAAUGAUCAAUUCUCAAAAGGGAAAGAAAAGGCGAUUGCUUUAAGUCUACCUCGGGUGAGAGGACUUUCAAACUUAGGGAACACAUGUUUCUUUAAUUCGGUGAUGCAAUGCUUGGUGCAAACCCCUUACCUUCAAGAUGUUCUCCAUGAGAUGGCUACACCUGGUGAGAGGUUCACACUGCCGGGAGGGAAGCUCAAACUGAAGGUAGACGGAGAUGAUGGGAAGGAAGUGGAACUGCCACCAAUAACGGGACAGUUGGGAGAGUGGGGAACAUUGACUAGAACUCUGUCUGAAACCUUGGCUGAUUUGCAAGCAGGAGAGGGUGGUGUGUACACACCACGAAAGCUGCUCUCAGCGCUGGUCAACAAGCUACCGCAAUUUGGAGGUGGCGACCAGCAUGAUGCCCAUGAGCUGCUUAGGCAUCUACUGGAGGCUGUCAGGUCGGAAGACUUGCGUCGUUACCAGUCUGUAAUACUCAGUAGUCUCGGUAUGAGCUCCAAGGUGGACCCCGCUAAAGUUGAUGGAGAGGUCAAGCAAAAGGUUAAGUUCUACGGACAGCAGGCCUCUGACACUAUGCUAAGACCUGAACAGGUGUUCCGAGGGUUCCUGGUGUCGACGCUGGAAUGCCAGGAGUGCUUCCACCAGUCUGACCGCGCGGAGUACUUCCUGGACUUGUCGCUGCCCGUCGCCGCCACCAGGCCGCAGCCGCCCGCACUCGUGCGCAGGAAAACACCCAAUGAGGAGAAUAUGUACAAUGUGCAAGAAGAAAAUAAGACAUCAAAACAUCAACUCAAAAAGGAGAGGAUGGCCGCGAGAAAAGCCGCGCGGAAAAGCAAAGGUAAUUCAAACAAAGAAAAGACCCCUGGCGAGGCAAACGGCGGCAAGGAGGAGGGCAAGUCUUCGUCCGAGCAGUCGGACGCGGACGUGGAGGACAACCUGGAGGAGCUGCCGCGACGCGCCGACACUCACUGCGCCUCCGUCGGCAGCCAGGCCAUCGCCCACACCGCCGCCAACUUCGCCGCCUACCACAUGGAGUCCGGCUACAACUCGGAGAAGGUCGUCAGCUCAGACUCCAUCCGCGCCAGCCCCGCCCCCCACGACAAGGAGAAGACUGACGGCACGCCCGAGGCACCCGACAAGGACAGGGAGUACGUCAACUGCUCCACCUCCACCACCGCCAUCCCGCUCGAGUACAAGUCCCUCGCCUCGCUCGAUAACCUCUCCAACCCCGACUCCGGCGUGGCCAGCCCGGAGGCCACCAAGCACAACUCCACCGAAACUGUCGAUAACGUCGACUCGCCUAUCAAUGGGAAGGAGUUGGGGAGUCAUAGCUCCCUCUCGAGUGAAAUAAAUCUGGACCUGUCGAGUCCACAGCACAGCAAGCUGUCGCCGGUGAAGACCGAGUACGAGAGGCCCGUGUCCAGGAUAGCCUUCGCUCCAGAGUAUACGAACGAGGUAGUGACGCGCGGCAUCAGCGUCAAGGGCUCCAGAAACCUAUUGGAGCACAGCGGCGAGAGCAGCUACGAGUCCCUGCCCGAGAGCAAGCCGCCGGAGCCCGCGCCCUACAAUGUCAGCAACCACCAGGACGUUACCAACAUAUUGGACAAGUUGAAAUUAGAUAUGGACGACCCGCAAGCAUCGAAGCCCGCGAUCCCGCUGCCCGCCCCCGCCCCCGCUCCCGCCGAGAGCCCAGUGUAUCCCCCGCCGACCGUUCCUCGUCCAAAAAUAAACAUCGAACCUGAGAAAAAUCAAAGAGAUUUCCUUUCCCUCAACCGCCAAAGUCCCAUGUCGUCUCGAUAUGUUUGCGACGAGGACGAGUGCAGCAUCCAGUCUUGCUUGAGUCAGUUUACGGCGCUGGAACUGCUCACUGGCAACAACAAAGUCGGCUGCGAGACUUGCACCGAGAGGAUCAACGGCAAGGACGGAAAGACCGUGUACACAAAUGCCACGAAACGCUUCCUAGUGUCCAGUCCACCGGCUAUCCUCAUCCUCCACCUGAAGCGGUUCCAGAUCGGUCCGCGCUGCAUGUUCCGGAAGAUGACGAAGCACGUCGACUUCCCGACGAUCCUGGACCUGGCGCCGUUCUGUGCUAUGGACAAGCUGAAAAAGCUGCCAAAUGUGACGCGCGGGCAGAGCGAGCUGCUGUACUCGCUGUACGGUGUGGUGGAGCACUCAGGUGGCAUGCAUGGCGGCCAUUACGUCGCCUACGUCAAGGUGCGCCAGCCCGUCAAGCCCGGCGACCCGCGCUGGUGGUUCCUGCCCAAGAGCGCCAACAUCCCCGCCUCCAGUGGAGGCGACGGCGACGCGGACUCGGAGUCCGACCUGUCGGGCUACGAGUCGGGGGAGGGUCCCGCACCAAUGCCCGACCCGCCCGCCGGCAAGUGGUACUAUGUGUCAGACAGCAUGGUGUCCGAGGUGACGGAGGACAAGGUGCUGAGGGCGCAGGCUUACCUCCUCUUCUACGAGAGAAUUUUAUAAAUUCUCCAGCUCGGUGUGCACGGAACGGGCCUAAAGGUUUUGUUUGCUUUACGAAUGGAUGGCAUUUAAGUGGAAGACUGACGCUUCACAGAGAGAUAUGACGACUCGAUCCUCGCGUGACGGAUGUUUACGAAACGCUCUGUAUAUAGCUUACGCGUUUUUAAUAUAACCAGCUUUUUGUUUCUAUUUUAAAAUGGCGAUAACUUAAAUCGCUUUUAUCGUAAUGAAUUUUAAAUUAUAAUAAUUUUUAGAAUACACAAUAGUCGAUUGUGAAUUGGUUUUUAAAUUCAUCUAGAAUAUAAAUAGCAAAAUGACGAAUUAAGCAGCAAUAAAGACGGUGUCCGAUGUACACAAACCUCUAUUGUGUACGGAGGCCCCUAGUAUAUGUCCAAAUACUGUUUUAUAAGAAUCAUAUACCAUGUAGCACCAUUAAUAAAAAUGUCAGUUGCAGAUAUGUUUAUUAUAUUGCA